Messenger RNA from Aspergillus tanneri, 1377 nucleotides. RefSeq names its product putative sterol carrier protein. Lineage: Eukaryota; Fungi; Ascomycota; Eurotiomycetes; Eurotiales; Aspergillaceae. The transcript is spliced from 2 exons. Gene Ontology annotation, molecular function: acyltransferase activity, transferring groups other than amino-acyl groups. Bases 1 to 1377 code for a protein of 458 amino acids. The record is from RefSeq and is a predicted model, not a curated record.
AUGGGCAAGAAGCAAGCAUCGCCCGCCUACGUCCUAGGCGUGGGAAUGACCAAAUUCAUCAAGCCCCGGGGAAAGGUGGAUUACCAUGAGCUCGGAUUUGAGGCCGGUGUGAAAGCCAUGCUGGAUGCCCACAUCAAUUACGAUGAUGUUGAGCAAGGUGUUGCAUGCUACGUGUACGGCGACAGCACCUGCGGUCAGCGUGUCUUCUAUCAGUUCGGUCUCACCCAGAUUCCCAUCUACAACGUCAACAACAACUGUUCGACGGGAUCCACUGGCCUGGCCAUGGCCCGCACCCUGGUCUCCCAUGGCGCUGCUGACUGUGUCCUCGUCGUUGGAUUCGAGAAGAUGAACCCGGGCAGUCUUCAGUCGGUCUACAACGAUCGUGAAAACCCUACCGGCCAGUUUGGAAUGAUGAUGGCCGAAACAAGAGGCGUCACGAAUGCUCCUGGCGCGGCACAGAUGUUUGGUAACGCUGGUCGCGAGUAUAUGGAAAAGUAUGGCGCCAAAAUCGAAGACUUCGCUGAGAUUGGACGGAUCAACCACGAACAUUCCAAACGCAAUCCCUACUCGCAGUUUCAGACCGAAUACACAUUUGAGCAGGUUCUCAAGGCCCCGAUGAUCCACGAGCCACUGACCAAGCUUCAAUGCUGCCCAACCUCCGAUGGCGCUGCUGCCGCCGUCAUCGUUUCUCAGGAGUUCCUGGAUGCGCGCCCGCAUCUUAAGGAGCAGGCCGUCUUGAUCGCUGGUCAGCAGCUGGCUACGGACGACAAUACCCUCUACAACCGCAGUUCGAUCGACCUCAUGGGAUUCGGAAUGACUCGAAAUGCGUGUCGAGCGGCCGUCAAGGAAGCCGGCGUAAACGUUAAAGGUAUCAAGGUCUGCGAGCUUCACGACUGUUUCUCUGCCAAUGAGAUGAUCACUAUCGACGCACUCGAACUUUGCGAGCCCGGAAAGGCGCAUGAAAUGGUCCGGAAGGGUGACAUCACUUAUGGCGGCAAGAUGGUGAUCAACCCGUCGGGUGGCUUAAUUUCCAAAGGGCACCCUCUCGGAGCGACCGGCCUUGCGCAGUGCGCAGAGCUGGUCUGGCAUCUACGUGGCUGGGCCAACAACCGACUGAUCGAGGGGACCGACGCCGCUUUGCAGCACAACCUGGGUUUGGGUGGUGCAGUGGUGGUGACCGUGUACAAGCGAGCCGAUGGCAAAGUGGCCACUCCCGUAUCGUCCGAAGCCGUUGGGAAGAUCACAGGCCUCGGAUACAACCCGGCAGUCGAGGCCAAGGGGUUCACAGCCCAACAAGCCCAAACAGUCCGGAGCAAGGAUCAUAGUGAUGCAUGGGCGUUAUCUGACACUCAGGAGAGGGUCCUCGCUCGGUUUUAA